Molecule: messenger RNA, 285 nt
Organism: Gongylonema pulchrum
Lineage: Eukaryota; Metazoa; Nematoda; Chromadorea; Rhabditida; Gongylonematidae
Source: the annotation of a GenBank genome assembly
AUGAGAAUUCUGAUAUUCUUUUGGGCUGUAGCUACAUGCACUGCUUGUGCUUCCACUAUAGGACCGCCAGGUAUUGUUCCAAGGCUGCUUACUCCAGAUGUUCCAAAAGCCCAGCCUACAAUUCCAGGAUAUGGUAUUGGUGACGACGUCGACGAGGACACUGAGGACAGUGAAGCUGGUGGGGUACAAUGGGAAUGUGGUACCGAAAGUCUAACAAAACUAAUCAGCGAGGCAACUGUCGACAGGGACUGUCCACAGCUGAAAAGUCUGUUAAUACUCUCGUAA